Molecule: messenger RNA, 1449 nt
Organism: Grosmannia clavigera kw1407
Lineage: Eukaryota; Fungi; Ascomycota; Sordariomycetes; Ophiostomatales; Ophiostomataceae
Exons: 2
Coding region: 1-1449 (482 amino acids)
Source: RefSeq, a predicted model, not a curated record
AUGCUCGCAGCACACGACCAGGAAAAUCGCCUAAUUGGACACAGCCUAGGCGGUGCAUCGGGAAAGCAGCAAGCACUACAGCCGAAGACACCGGGAGCCAAGUUUCCAAAGACGCCGCUGAAAAAGAUGCCGUUUAACGACCAGAACGGAGCGACGCGGCUGGCGGCCGGCCGAAGCGUCUUGGGAGGACGGCUUGGUGGGGGGAUCGAGAACAUGCAGCAGACGGUCGGGAAGGCGGGCAAGGCUGGCGUCUUGGCCACACCUCGUGAGCCGAGAACUGUACGAGCACCUCUGGGCAACAAGACGACCAAUGCAAAGGCCCAGACGCUCUACCAGCACCAGCAGCAGCAGCUGCAGAAGCAGGGCGUCAAGGAGCGGAUCAAGGAGAUUGAGAAGUCAGCACAGCAGGCGCAGCCGACGUCGACACGACGGGCCCGUGUGAUCUCGCCGCGUGUCAACCCGUCUAAGCUGUCGGUGCUGAACGACAAGCGGGCUGGCGGGAGAGGCGACCGGGACAACGCCGAGGUGGAAUACGCACCGCCGCCGGUGGUAGCACGGCCGUUCGAAUCGGAUGUGUUCCCCAACGGCGCGCUCACGUUUGCGGCGUUCCGGCCGGCCAAUCGGCUGCGCGGCUACUACGACCACUACUACAACCCGGUCGAUGCGAACGGGCUAUCCCGACGGGACAAGGAGCUGGCCGAGAAGCAGCAACGGGCGUUUGAGAAGCUCGACAUAUGCGUGCAGGACGAUCUGAACUCGCUCGACUGGUCCAUUGGAGACGUGCCGGCCAGUAAGGGCUUCGUCGCGAAGCAGAAGCAGACACAGACACAGACAACGGGUCUGGCCAAACAAGCGCCAGCAACGAUUGCCGUUCGCAACGCAGCAGCAGCACUGGCCCUGGGCGCCAAGAGCGGCCCGCCGCAGUCCAAGGUCGGCAGGCCUGCAGGCGUCCGGACGGCAGCGACAGCGGCGUCUUCAUCGUCGACGUUCGUAUCUGGUCUACCACUCCGCAAAGGGCUGCCAGCCAAGUCGGUGCUGGCCCACCGGCCCAAGACCAGCCACUACGCCGUUGCAGAGACGGCUUCCCGCACGACGCUCGGCUACACCAAGGGCCGGACUGCACUGUCGCUUGUGCGAGGGAAUACGGUGGCCGGCCGUCCGCCUGCAGGGCGCUCUGCAGUCACUGCACGGCCAAGGACAGCUGGCGGCGUGCUGGAGAGCGGGUCUUCUGCUGCUGUAACACCGGUGUAUAAGGCUGAGAUGGGGGCCGUGACGACAGAAGAGGUUGUCAGCAUGGGUGCCGACGACGACGACGGCGACGCCUCUACGAGGACUCCUGCAUUUGUGUCGAUCUUUGACGUCGAAGAAGAAUCGGGCGAAUUGGGCGGGGCGGGUACGGUGAUCAACGACGAUCUGGACGACGACUUCCAGCUGGACGUGCAGUUUUAG